AUGGCAUUCCAACUUAUAAUUCCAAUCUUUGUGACAUCGAUUUUCAUUCUUCGUCAGUCAUCCAUUUCUGCUGGCCUAGUGGCUAAGCCCGGAUGCCCGGACCGGUGUGGGAAGUUACCCAUCCCAUACCCGUUCGGAAUCGGGUCGGAUUGCUCCCUCGACCCAUCUUUCAACAUCAGCUGCAUAACCUCCACAGAUCCUCCAAAGGCAUACAUCACAAUUCUUGAUAAGGAAGUGAUCGAAAUAAACGAAACUUACGUUCGGGUCAAGUACCCAAACUUCGUGGCGUCCGCUUGCUACGGCUUGCAGGAUUAUGAGCCGCACAGUGCGGCCCUGAAUCUGUCGGGGACUCAGUACACGCUGUCGUCAGAGAACUGGCUGACUGCCAUCGGCUGCGAUGAUAUGGUGCUGGGGAUUGAGCAGCCGACCGGGUUGAGGAGCAGCUGCGCCUCGAUUUGCAGCGAGAGGAAUCACACCGGCGGCGUAGGGUAUUGCCCGGAUAAUGGUUUGUGGUCGGUGCUCGGUAACGGCUGUUGCCGUGCCUCCGUUGUCGAAGGCAGCAGUUUUCUAAGAGCAGAGUUAACUGACCUAAGUGGAUCAUUGGCACGUGGUAGGGCUUUCCCGUGCAGCUACGCCUUUAUCCAGGAGAUUCGAACAGGAAGUGGAAAUCACUCUGUAUUUUCGUACAACUUGGAUUUUCUACAGAAUAACUCAAAGGCAUUCUCGAAUGAGUUUAUGGAGACGACGAUGGCGCCGGUGGUGCUGCUCAAUUGGCGGAUUGGGAAUAAGAAUUGCAGUCAGCAAGUGCCCGAUGAUCCAAGUUAUGCAUGUAGAGAUAGAAGCAUUUGUGUUGAUACAUAUGAUAUUGGAUACUAUUGCAGUUGCUUUCAAGGAUACAAGGGCAAUGCCUACCUCCCCGGAGGAUGCCAAGCAUAUUCCAUACCAGUUGCUAAACCUGGAUGCUUGGAUCAAUGUGGGAAUUUAUCGAUCCCAUAUCCAUUCGGAAUUGGCUCAAAUUGCUACAUGGAUCCAUCUUUCGAGAUCAGCUGCAAUGCCUCCACCAAUCCCCCCAAAGCAUACCUCUCCGCUCUCAACGCAGAAAUCUACAACCUAAACCUUACCCAAAUUAGGGUUUACUACCCCAAAUUUGCCUUCGCCUGCUACAAUUCGUCGGAGAGCCGAAGCUUGAUCAUUGAUUUGUCAGCAACUCAGUUUACGCUGUCGACGCAGAACGUGCUCACCGCCCUUGGUUGCGACGACAUGGCAGUGGCCUACGGAAAAUCCAACAACACAAGUUUUGAAAGUGGCAGCUGCGCCGCCUUGUGCACCGACGCUGAUUCCAGCGGUUACGGUUCCUGCGCAGAAUACUUUACGCUUUAUCCAGGGUAUGAGAGUUAUAUGCCCGGCACUGGCUGUUGCCAAACCCCCAUUUCUAGAGGCAUAGCUUACCUGGAAGCAAACUUGACAGACUUAAGUGGGAAAUGGCGUAGGAAGCUAUUCCCUUGUAGCUACGCUUUCAUCACAGAGAAGACUUCAUCUUCUAGUAGUUACCCCUUCAAUUUUCUUGCUGACUCUACCACAUCUUUAACAUUCAUACGUGAUUCCUACUACUAUAUUGAGCCGAUGUUGACGUUAGAUUGGAGGAUUGGGAAAGAGAAAUGCAAUGUAGCACAAACAAAGGCUACUAGUUUUGGUUGUAAGGGCAAUACUAGUUGUGUUGAUUUUGAUGAAAAUGUUGGAGGCUACCUCUGCAACUGCAUGGAAGGGUAUCAGGGCAAUCCUUACCUUGGACAGGGAUGCCUAGAUAUUGAUGAAUGUGGUGAUGAUACAACAAAUCCAUGCAAUUCAAAUUCAAUUUGCAUCAAUGCUCCUGGUUCUGUCAGCUGUUUGUGUCCAAGUGGAUUUUAUGGUGAUGGAAGGAAAGAUGGCAUUGGCUGUAUUAAGGUCACACAAUCCAAUUCCAAGACCAUAAUCUUGACAGGUAUGGGAUCUGCAUUAGGGUUUCUAGUAUUUCUACUUAUGUUCCUUGGGCUGUAUAAGAUACUGAAAAAGAGAAAGGAAAAAAUGGUUAAAGAGAUGUUCUUUAAACGAAACGGUGGUCUUCUCCUACAACAACAAACUAAUGACGGUGCACUCGGAAAAACAAAAGUUUUCCCCUCACAAGAGUUGGAGAUUGCUACUGAUUACUUUAAUGAAAGUCGGAUUCUUGGACGCGGAGGGCAAGGCACUGUCUACAAAGGAAUGUUGUCUGACGGCAACAUUGUGGCAGUGAAGAAAUCAAAGUUGGUCGAGGAGAAUCAACUGGAAGAGUUCAUAAAUGAGGUGGUGAUACUGUCACAGAUCAAUCACAGGAAUGUGGUCAAAUUGCUCGGAUGUUGUUUAGAGACUGAGGUUCCUCUGCUUGUCUACGAAUUCAUGCCAAAUGGGACUCUUUUUGAGCUGAUUCACAAUCCAAAUAAUGAAUUUCCAAUCUCAUGGGGCAUGCGUUUGAAGUUCGCAGCGGAUAUAGCAGGGGCAUUGGCCUACUUACAUUAUGCAUCUUCCGUGCCUAUAUAUCAUCGAGAUAUCAAGUCUAGUAACAUCCUUCUUGAUGAAAAACAUGUUGUCAAAGUGUCAGAUUUCGGAACUUCAAGGUCGGUUAAUGUAGAUCAGACGCAUUUGACUACUCUGGUUAAAGGGACGUUCGGAUAUCUAGAUCCAGAGUAUUUUCAAUCGAGCCAGUUCACAGAAAAAAGUGAUGUCUAUAGUUUUGGGGUAGUUAUCGUCGAGCUUCUAACAGGACAAAGGGCGAUAUCUAUGGGGAAAACAAACGACGACAGAAGCCUAGCGACACGGUUCCUUACAUGCAUGGAAGAAAACUGCCUUCACAAAAUUUUAGAUCCUCAAGUUUCGGAGCAAGGUAGAAUGGAAGAGGUGGUUUUAGUUGCGAGGCUUGCACAAAGGUGUUUGAAUCUGCAGGGGAAAAUGAGACCAACAAUGAAAGAAGUUUCAACAGAAUUGGAAAGUUUUAGAAUAUCUCACAUGUCUUGUUCAACUUUGAAAGAAGAAUUUGAGGAAGAGACAAAUAUUGAAGUUAAGCCCAUAACACUUUCAGAUAUUGAAUACUCAUGGACAGCCAGUUACAAGAGUCCCUCUGCUUCGUCCUCAGACGCACAUCCCUUAAUGUGA
Messenger RNA from Salvia hispanica, 3168 nucleotides. RefSeq names its product wall-associated receptor kinase-like 8. Lineage: Eukaryota; Viridiplantae; Streptophyta; Magnoliopsida; Lamiales; Lamiaceae. Gene Ontology annotation, biological process: cell surface receptor signaling pathway; protein phosphorylation. Gene Ontology annotation, cellular component: plasma membrane. The record is from RefSeq and is a predicted model, not a curated record. Gene Ontology annotation, molecular function: ATP binding; calcium ion binding; protein serine/threonine kinase activity.